Molecule: messenger RNA, 1194 nt
Organism: Solenopsis invicta (red fire ant)
Lineage: Eukaryota; Metazoa; Arthropoda; Insecta; Hymenoptera; Formicidae
Product: putative zinc finger protein 840
Exons: 2
Coding region: 453-890 (145 amino acids)
Biological process (GO): regulation of transcription by RNA polymerase II
Cellular component (GO): chromosome
Molecular function (GO): chromatin insulator sequence binding
Source: RefSeq, a predicted model, not a curated record
GUAAUAUUUAAAACAGUUUGAAUAAAUAAAUCUUGAUAAGUGUAAAUAUCUUGAUAUUUACACUUCGAUAUUUGUAACGAAGCACUCAAACAGAAUUUGUUUAUUUUUAAAAGUUAAAAUAUACAGAAGAUAUGUAUUUAAACAGGGUACAAGAGAAAAAAACGUAAACAUUCCGUAUCGAUCAAAUUCAAUAGCUCAGAGCUCUUCGAGUCCAUCAACAUGCAGCAUUACGUGACUAUCCGAUUUUGCAAUUUGGAUCGCAAAAUUGAAUAUUGACACGAGAUUUUGUAUAUUCAACAUCAAAACAUCUAUCACAUAUAUGCAGAGUUGGAAAUAAGACAAGUUACCUACCGGAAAAAGGAUCAAGAAAUAAAAGCUACGAGAUACAUCUACUUGUCACUGGUGACGUUAUUUUCCCAAAGGAAAAUUGUACUGAAACAUCACCGUCUACCAUGGGUGCGGUCUUGACGAGAAAUAGAGAGAGCAAAAAAUAUUCCAAACUUCUACGUACUAUCGUUAUGAUUCGAAGCCGAAACAUCUGCUACAAAUGUCACAUUCAUUUUAAUACGAAGGUAGAUAUGGACGAGCAUAUGCAAAGGACCCAUGCAGAGACAACCUAUGUGUGUAAUUAUUGCGGUUUAAUUUACGUGACUUGGUCGAAAUUCGAGGAACAUAUUUAUGUAUUUCACAAUGACAUGGCAUUUUGUUCUUAUUGCUAUAGAGCGUUUAGUGACUAUUCGAGUUUGCUUCUACAUUGGAAAACACACGAACCAAUCGAGUGCGGGAUAUGCGACGAUACGUUUGUUACACUACCAGAUUUGAAGAAUCAUCAUGCUACAUUGCAUGGAAACGUACCAUUCGGACGAAAACUAUCAUUUUUUCGACGUUGAACAGGAUAAAAAAACAAAAUUAAAAGGCACAAAUACACCGGAAGAGCUUUUAUACCUACUUCUCCUUCUGUCGAUUACAUUCAGAAAUGUAUUCGUAAACUUAUCAGAAAUUGCCUCUUAUAAAAAAUAUAUUAAUUUAGAUUACAUAUAUUUUAUAGAUAUUAAACUGUCCUGACUUGUAAUGACGUAGAUACUUUAAAAUAUGAUAUAUUUCAUUAUUUUUUACUAUUAUUACAUCGUAAUACUUAAUGUUAUUUGAAGAAAAACGUAUAUUUAUAUAUACUUGAGAGUAAAUAAAUUUUUU